GCGCCGGCGGCUCACUUUGUCGCCAGUAGGUACAGUGCGCUAACAUGUGGCGGUGGGCGGCGCUGUGGCAGGCCUCCACGCUUCUGCUUGUGGGAGCCACGAUCAAUAUUGGAUUCUUCACACGUUCCAGACAUUUUUUACCACCACCACAGGUCAAUUGCUUGGAAUUACCAAAUUAUAGUGCCGACACUUUAGCCCGGACGUUUAAUACAGGACGGCGUCUUCCGCGUGAGGUUGGCCCUAUGUUUGUCCCGCCCACUACGGCUACAUUUCUUAGCAGACCACUGAUACAUAUCAACGAAAUGUCGCCUAGGAUCGAUCAACUCCUGCCCGAAGCUGACGACAUAGUGAAGGAGCACGCGAAACUCGUGCAAGAUAUAAACAGCUUGAAACAACUCGUGUUUGUGUCCCCUUUCGCGGACGAAAACCGAGACUACGAAGAUUCAAUUUUCCAUGAAAUUAUAGAGACUACUACACUGUUGCCGAGGACGAAGGCGACUACUACAACAAAAUCGCCCCCGAAGACGACAAAGGCGAGCUCAAUCCCCAUCGUUCUCCUCGGAGGCGCCAGCAAUCAGCGGCAAGUGGUUAAAAGUCAACCGAUCAAGUUUCCUAAGACAUCUAUAAAUUUGGUUGGAACUUCCGUAUCGCCAUUAUUGAAACAUCCCUAUCCUUUCGUGAUGCAAGAGACAUCACGGAGACCUCUAAAAGUGUGCAUGUCCACCAUGCCUACCAUGUACGCCACCCCUCGACCACCCACUUUGUGGGAGCGGUUACUACGCUCCAUCAUCCCCAGAUAGUUAUUAAAAAUUAAUUUAAGAUUAGGUACCGUAAGAUAAUAUGCAUGUAAAAAUGUAUUUUUGCCCGUAGCUAGACGCCGGUCAUCGCUAUUUGUUACCGUUUCAUUACGAUGACCGCAAUAAUUGUGAUUCAGUAAUUAAUAAAUGAACAGAACGGAUCCCAUCGUUGUUUUGUCGUGUUAGGAUAUAGGAAGU
Messenger RNA from Cydia splendana, 995 nucleotides. RefSeq lists its product as uncharacterized. The record is from RefSeq and is a predicted model, not a curated record. The transcript has 3 exons. The coding region runs from base 45 to 800 and encodes 251 amino acids. NCBI's taxonomy places the organism in Eukaryota, Metazoa, Arthropoda, Insecta, Lepidoptera, Tortricidae.